AUGGCGAAGGCGCCUGGUGCCCCGCUCGGGCCCGUCCCUUUCGCGGACAUCGAAGCCGACUCGGGCUUGGUCUCCGGCGUGCCGGAGCAGCUCCAGGAGGAGCACGCCGACCCCGACGACCUUGUUUCCGCCCUGCCAAGCGCGCCGAGGCCCAAGGGCCUGUCGAGCCUCCGUCUCUACGACGGCUUCUGGCUGCCGGAGUGGUCCGUCCCGGCGGCCGUCGCCCUACAGCGCCGCUUCGAGCCCCGCCCGGACGACGUCGUCGUCGCCAGCUUCCCCAAGUGCGGCACCACGUGGGUCAACGCCCUCACGUUCGCCACCAUGGCACGGCGCGCCCACCCCGCCGCCGGCGCCGGGCACCCGCUGCUACGCCUCAACCCGCACCAGUGCGUCCCUUUCCUGGAGGCCCUCUUCGGCAGCCGCCGCGGGGAGGCCAGGCUCGCGGCGCUGCCGUCCCCGCGCCUCAUGAACACGCACAUGCCGCUGGCCAUGAUGCCCGGCGGGGGCGGGUGCAAGGUCGUGUACGUCUGCAGGGAGCCCAAGGACAUGGUCGUCUCGCUGUGGCACUUCCACCGGCGGCUGCAUCCGGAGCUGCCGCUAGCCGACGUCUUCGAGGCCGUGUGCGGCGGCGCGGUGGGGUACGGGCCGGUGUGGGACCACAUCGCCGGCUACUGGAGCGCCAGCGCGGCCAGGCCGGACGGCGUGCUCUUCCUGCGGUACGAGGAGCUGCUGCGCGACCCCGCCGGGCACGUCCGGGAGCUGGCGCGGUUCGUGGGGCUGCCUUUCUCCGGCGCGGAGGAGGAUGCCGGCGUCGUUCACGACAUCGUCAACCUCUGCAGCUUCGGGCACCUCAAGACCCUGGAAGCCAACAAGACGGGCCACAUGAAUGCCGGACUCCCGAUCCCGCGUGACGCGCUGUUCAGGAAGGGCGUGGCCGGCGACUGGGUGAACCACAUGACGCCGGAGAUGGCGCGACGCCUAGACGACAUCGUCGCCGACAAGCUCCAUGCGGCAGGCCUCACCUUCCUCCACGCCAGGGAGUGA
Molecule: messenger RNA, 1044 nt
Organism: Triticum turgidum subsp. durum (durum wheat)
Lineage: Eukaryota; Viridiplantae; Streptophyta; Magnoliopsida; Poales; Poaceae
Source: the annotation of a GenBank genome assembly